AUGCUCUCUGGCUUGUUACUCGCGACGAAGAAGGCACUCUGGCCGCACGCACUGAAGCACGCGGUUUAUCUCCAUAAUCGCCUACCCCACUCUUCGCUCGGUCACCUCACGCCAUACGAGGUUGCAUUCGGGAUACACCCAAACCUCAAUAUGUUAUUCCCUUGGGGUUCGAUGGUGUGGGUGAAGUUGCGAAAGGGGCUGCCAAAGAAGCUAGGGGAUAUGGCAGUGAAGGCUCACUUCGCCGGAGUUAGCGACGAGUCGAAGGGUUGGGAGGUGCUAUGGCCGGGUACUCGCAAGAUUACCACCGAGCGCAACGUCUAUAUGACAGUUGACGACGUGCUGCGCGACAAGCCUGUCGGCAGUGUGGGAGGGGAUGAUGGUGAGGACGACGAUUUGUCGCCCGAGUUCGCUGUCUCCAAGCCCGCGCACAUCGAGCCCGUGCCUGCACCUGUAGUCAAACCACCUGCCGACAAGCUCCCGCCACCUGCUGCUGUGGCACCACAUGCCCCACUCCCUGCACUCGAGAAGAUCGACGAGGUCGAUGAGGAGGAGGACAAGGAUGAGAAGCAAGAGGUCGAGGAUGACCUCCAUCUCGAUUCGCCAUUGACGACUCCACCCGCUUCUCCCAAGGUACACGCCCGCCAGACUGCAGAUUGCGAGAUCACAUCUCAGCCACUCAAUCCGGAACUUGGCCGCGUCGCCGAAAUUAUCGGCGAAGUACCAUCUGGCAUGGGUUUUACGUCUAGUGAGGUUGAUCCGACUGUGGUAGCUGCCGCUGCGCGCUCCAAUGGUUUACCUCGUACAUUGACAGAGGCGUUGAAGCUCCCAUCGCCGAAGUGCGAGCUUUGGGAUGCUGGUGCAGGUGCGGAAUACGGUCAGCUGGACAAGCAGAAGGUGUUCAAGUACGUUGACGAAGCGACGUUGCCACCUGGCACGCAGGUUCUCGGCACUCGCAAUGUACUGUUGGAGAAGCGCAAUGAGAAAGGCGAGGUCACAAAGCUCAAGGUUUGGAUGGUCAUGCAGGGUCAUCUGCAGAGUGUGGUAAUCGGUGAUCAUACCAUUGAGGUCUUCACCAGCAUUCUGAAACCCUCGACGAUGUGCAUGAUCUUCGCUCAUGGUGCGACCCAGGACUGGGUGUUCUGGGGUCUUGACAUCCGCAAUGCCUAUCUGCAUGCACCCAUGACUGACACGGUAUACGUCAGGCUCCCGGAGUUGUACGAGAAGCAUAACUUGGAGUAUGCUCAGCUCAUUGCUGCCAAUCCGGGCAUGUCGAUCGUCGCUCAGCUCCUCAAGGCGCUUUACGGUACGAAGCAGGCUGGUCGCCUCUUCUAUAAGCACCUACAUGGUUUCUUCGUCCAUAUUGGGUUCGUCGUUUGUGGUGCUGAUGAGGCCGUGUUUGUCUGGCACUCAGCGAGCGACGCAGUUAUAGCCGCUACUGCCACCGAUGACCUCACAUGCACGGCUCCACGCGAAUCGCUCAUCGAGUACCUCAUCGCGUGUCUCCUGCAUGUUGUACGUGACCGUGAAGCUCGCACGGUCUCGCUGGGCCAGCAGGCUUAUGCUCACGAGUGCCUGAAGCGCAUGGGCAUGGCUGAUGCCAAACCGCUCGCGAUGCCACUUGAGCCUGGGCUGGAUCUUACACCCGGUGCAAAAGGCAGGAGGGAGAUUCGCCUAAGCGAGUGCUCGCACGUGCUGUAUCGCAUGGGCGUCGGUCUAUUGAUGUACCUGGUCAUCAUGACGCGCCCUGAUCUCUGCUUCGCUGUCAACACCCUAUCGCAGUACCUCGACCAGCCUACGAAGACGCACAUGGAUGCCCUCAAGCAUGCAUUCCACUACCUUGCUGGUACCAUCGACUAUUGCCUUGUUCUCGGCGGUCGUAGUGUCGAUGGUCGCGUCAUCGGCUGGUGCGACUCGGACUGGGCGACUCAGGCCCACCGUCAUUCGAUCUCGGGUUAUGCGUUCUUCCUGGGCCAUGGUGCAAUUACCUGGUCUUCAAAGAAGCAGACCAUUAUCGCGCUCUCGAGCACCGAGGCAGAGUACGUGGCGCUCACGCACGCCGCGCGCGAGCUGUUAUGGCUGUGCCGACUGGUCUUGAAGUUGUUCCCAGAGCAGGCACAAGUCAAGCCAAAUGUGCUGCACUGCGACAAUCAGGGUGCUGGCUUCUUGGCAAAGGACCCUGUUUAUCAUGCUCGCUCGAAGCAUAUCGAGAUCCGGUACCACUUCAUCCGCCAGAUCGUGGAGCUCGGCAAGGCUGUUGUCAAGUAUGUGACCACCGACAAGCAGGUUGCUGAUGGGUUGACGAAGUCGCUGAAGCGCGAUGAUGGGUCUCCAGGAGAUGAAGGAUUUGAAGGAAUAAAAGACCUGGGAGGGUUUCCGUCUUGUUGA
Messenger RNA from Peniophora sp. CBMAI 1063, 2385 nucleotides. NCBI's taxonomy places the organism in Eukaryota, Fungi, Basidiomycota, Agaricomycetes, Russulales, Peniophoraceae. The record is from the annotation of a GenBank genome assembly.